Messenger RNA from Alternaria incomplexa, 327 nucleotides. RefSeq lists its product as uncharacterized. The record is from RefSeq and is a predicted model, not a curated record. The transcript has 2 exons. Bases 1 to 327 code for a protein of 108 amino acids. Lineage: Eukaryota; Fungi; Ascomycota; Dothideomycetes; Pleosporales; Pleosporaceae.
AUGACUUUCAACCCAGUACGACACGCUUUCCAGACGAUGCUAGCGGACCAGAAGUACCGUGGUCUCCCGCUUCUCACCGCUUCAGACUACACACCUUUUCUCACCUUCAACGCCAAGAACCGUGACGAUUGCAACAACAAGUUGGAUAUUCGUCGCUACGAGGGCGCGGAGAAGGACUCCCGUGGUGCGACGGUGUUCGAGGGCAGUGUUGUUCUCAUCGUUGUUGACGGGUAUGUGAUGGCCAAGGGAAGGAGUACCUCCUCGCCGACGGAUGCGCUGCUGGAUGUGUUCCACAAGGUCGUUACUUUGGCACGAGAGUAUGAGUGA